Messenger RNA from Pteronotus mesoamericanus, 696 nucleotides. Its product is annotated as keratin-associated protein 10-3-like. Gene Ontology annotation, cellular component: keratin filament. Bases 1 to 696 code for a protein of 231 amino acids. The record is from RefSeq and is a predicted model, not a curated record. The transcript is spliced from 2 exons. Lineage: Eukaryota; Metazoa; Chordata; Mammalia; Chiroptera; Mormoopidae.
AUGGCCGCCUCCACCCUGUCCGUCUGCUCCAGCGACCUGAGCUAUGGCAGCCGCGUCUGCCUGCCUGGUUCCAGUGACUCUUGUACCAGCUCCUCCUGGCAGGUGGAUGACUGUCCAGAGAGCUGCUGUGAGCCCUCCUGCUGCGCCCCCAGCUGCUGCCAGCCCUCCUGCUGUGUCCCCAGCUGCUGCCCAUCCACCUGCUGCGCCCCCAGCUGCUGCCAGCCCUCCUGCUCCUCCUGCCAAACCCUCGUCUGCACCCCAGUGAGCUGCGUGUCCAGCCCCUGCUGCCAGGUGGCCUGUGGGCCCAGCCCCUGCCAGUCAGCCUGCGCCAGCUCCUGCCUGCCCUCCUGCUGCACCUCCUCCCCCUGCCAGCAGGCCUGCUGCACGCCCGUGUGCUGCACGCCCGUCUGCUGCAGGCCCGCGUGCUGUGUGCCCGUCUGCUCUGGGGCCGCCUCCUCGUGCUGCCAGCCCACCGCCUGCCCCUCGGCCUGCUGCAGGCCCUCCUCCUGCGUGUCCCUCAUCUGCCGCCCCGUGUGCAGACCCGCCUGCUGUGUGCCCGUCUCCUCCUGCUGUGGCCCCUCCUGCUGCCAGCCCAGCUGCUGCCGCCCGGCCUCCUGCGUGUCCCUGCUCUGCCGCCGUGCGUGCUCCCGCCCGGCCUGCUGCGUCCCUGCCUCAGCCCAGAAGUCCUGCUGCUGA